UCGGUGUAUUACUCAUCAAGGAAACAUGGCGGCGCCCACGUCCCUUGACGGCAAAGUGUCCACGUCGGAGCCCGAAAAAGAUCAAUUACGAGGAAGAUACGUUCCAAAUAAUAUGACAAAAGGUGGACCAAGAGGCUUUCAAGAGUACGGAGGAGGUGAUCCAUUACAACUGGACCAAUUUAAAAUAGAUAUAGACGCGUACGACACUUCAAUGGACAUCGCUUCGGCACCACAAGUGGCGACAACAGUUGUUGGCAUUCCGGUCAGCUCUGCAUCAGACUUACGACAGAGAGCAAUUCUUAAUGGUGGGUCCAAAGACUACAUCACUGGACCAAUUCAGCCCUUUGCCAGGCCUCAACAAGGAACCUUGUCCAAGCUAGCCCAGGAGUUUCUAUCAGUUAUUGGUGAAAAGGAAGCAAAACGCGUGGUUCUUUUGGGAGUUGUUAAUAUUACCUGCAUGAUUGUGCUCCUAUUAUGGUGUCAGUCAACCAACAGUAUGGCAUUGAGCGCUUACACGUUUCUGACAGUAUGUGAUCUCAUGCUCCUCAUAACGUGCCUGAUUAGCAUCUGGGUAGCCCAGCAGAAACCAGUCUCAGUAUAUUCAUUUGGGUUUGAGAGAUUUGAAGUGCUUGCGGUAUUUUCCUGUUCUAUGUUGGCAAUAUUUGGGGCAAUAUUUAUCAUGAAAGAAAGCACGGAGCGAUUCUUCCAGCCAGCUGAAAUCCACACUGGUCGCCUGAUGCUGGGUACCGGUCUAGGAUUCAUCUGUCAUGUAAUAGUUGCAUAUGGAGCCAAUAAUAAAGCAUUUAGGCACGUCAUCGAAGCAGCAAGGUCCAGUUGGCUACAGGAACACUUUGCAGAUAUAAGCAAAAAUUUUUGUGCAGUAGUUCCUGGAUUUGAUCGUCUACUUCUUCCCAGAGUCAAUCCAUUCAUACUGAUUGCCUUCGCUGGAGCUCUGUCUCUUUUCAUUACAAAUCUACUUAUUGAUGCAAACAAUUAUUUUAUCGCAGACUCCCUAGCGGCGUUUGCGAUAGCUUUAAUGAUGUGUGGAACCAUGUUCCCAAUGAGCGUCUAUACUGGAACUAUACUACUGCAGACAUCUCCUGCUCACAUCAUCGGCCAACUGGAUAAGAGUCUUAGAGAGGCUUCAACUCUGGAUGGUGUGUUGGAAUUUCGUAAUGAACAUUUCUGGACCAUCUCAUUUGGAACAAUAGCUGGCUCGCUUCAAGUCCGAGUGCGCAGAGAUGCAAAUGAGCAGAUGGUCCUUGCUCAUGUUGCCAACAAAUUGUCUCAUCUCGUCACUACUCUGACCAUCCAGGUCACCAAGGAUGACUGGACUCGGCUCACUCCAAUCUCUUCAUUCCCUGGCGAGGCUCUCUCCACAAAACUACCCCCGCCUGCUCCUCUCAAUGCAAACUUUCUUGCCAGCAACCCGGGCAUAAGCACAUACUCAGCAGCUGCUCUGCCGAAACCGACCAAAAAUCUUUACGAUUUCCAGCUACCCACCACCCCAAGUAGAGCAUCGAGUACACCGUAUGGCACACCAAGUCGAGAUCUGAGUUUCUAUUCGGACAUUGGUCCUAUUUCAUCCUACGGGGCAAUGAACACUCCUGCAGCGUACGAGGAUUCCAAACUCAAAGGGAUUUUGCGGACUGGUGGUGUUGGCAUGAGAACAAUGCCACCUAACAUGGCAAACAGCCGACAGCUUCCAAAUGCCAGGAGUGCUGUAAUCGAUGUGAACAAUUUGGGCACGGCAAAUCUGUACACACCAGGGACGCUUUUGUCGCAACAACAUGAUAUGAGCUUUGAUAGCUGAUAAAGUUGGCAAGCUUUUUAUCAAAUCAACCAAGUUUUUAAUAGUGAAAGGAAACUCUCUGAUUACUGUUGUAAAUAAAAGAGAUUGUCUUAACCGUUGUACAGAGAGCAAGCGAAGAACAAUUAUGUAUUUUCGGUUUACAAAGAGCUCGUCCUUAGUUAUAGUAGCUUGUGUUUGUACAUCUGCCAUUAAUAUAGUGUCUGUCAAAGCCAUAUCAUUCAUUCUUUUUAAGAUAUGGUUACUGAAAUGUAGCUUGAAAUGCACUGUUCCAGAACAGUUUAUGAUACCUACAAUUUCAAACAAAAUUCAAGGGUAGACACCUACAUGAAAUCAAAACAAAUACAGGGUACAUCUACAAUGAACAAAGUUUAUUUAUUUUUUAUUGUAUUUUAUUACACUUCACACUGGCAAAACACUAACAGGAAUUAAAAGAUACAAAAUAGAACGGACUGAGAAACUAAUUACCAAUUAACAAUCAAAACGGUAAAAAAAGAUUUCAAAACACUAUGAGAUUGUUUUUACCCUGUGUAUCUUCAUGUUAAUUUUUCAAUGUUGAGACAAAAGGUCAGACAAAUGAAGACAUCUAUUAUUUGGUUAACAGAGCUAAAUGCCCACCGUAAAAGUGUCAAGAAAAAACCUUCUUCAGUUGUGUAGAAACAAAGUGAUGAAAUUGUCGGCUGAGGUCGUCAUUACGAAAAGGAGUUGCAACAAGACCUUGUUUUUUCCCACAUGCUGUUUCCACCUUGUAUUUUUAGUGUAAAUCGCAAAAGUGUAAACUUUUUGAUACUUUUUGUUGUUGCUAAAUGCAUGUAGGCUCAUGUGGUAAUGUGUCGUUUUCAGGUUUUUUUUACAGUAUUUCUGACCACAUGGGUGAACCAAAUUUAUGUGGUGGAAAACAAGUAAAACAAAUUGUGGUGUUUUGUCGUUUUUAAAUUGUUGUUAUAAUUAUAAUUAUUAUUAUAUAUUUAUUUGGCCAUUUAUAUAAGAAAACAAAAUACAGGCAGUCAGAAUAAGAUACACCUGUAUUUGUGAUGUAAGGAAAUUGCUUUCAAAAGCACCCUUAUGUGGUCAAAAAUACUGUCACUAAUUGAAAGAGGAAAGGAUACUUUUAGGAUCGCAUGAAAACAAUUCUUUUGUUUUUCCCUUCUUCUGUUCAUGAUAUACAGUUUUGUGAUCACUCAAAGCAUCCCAUUUUGAACUACUUAAUUUGUACUCACUUUAAGUCAACAAUUUCCUUAGCUUCUUUCUCCUCCGAAAUUGUAAUAAAAAAAGGAAGCAUUUUUCCGUUGUAUGUGA
Asterias rubens (European starfish) is the source of this 3109-nucleotide messenger RNA. Its product is annotated as zinc transporter 6-A-like. The record is from RefSeq and is a predicted model, not a curated record. Gene Ontology annotation, cellular component: membrane. The transcript is spliced from 10 exons. Bases 26 to 1813 code for a protein of 595 amino acids. Gene Ontology annotation, biological process: monoatomic cation transport; transmembrane transport. NCBI's taxonomy places the organism in Eukaryota, Metazoa, Echinodermata, Asteroidea, Forcipulatida, Asteriidae. Gene Ontology annotation, molecular function: monoatomic cation transmembrane transporter activity.